Molecule: messenger RNA, 3619 nt
Organism: Dreissena polymorpha
Lineage: Eukaryota; Metazoa; Mollusca; Bivalvia; Myida; Dreissenidae
Product: CDK2-associated and cullin domain-containing protein 1-like
Exons: 9
Coding region: 332-1141 (269 amino acids)
Biological process (GO): ubiquitin-dependent protein catabolic process
Molecular function (GO): ubiquitin protein ligase binding
Source: RefSeq, a predicted model, not a curated record
UGCCGUCCUCGAAUAAUAAUAAAGCAUCAACUAAAUCAAAACAAACAAAAGUUUACACAUAACUCUCAGCACAUGGACUCACAAACUUAAUCCUAAUGUUCAGUUGUAUGUGUAAAUAUAUACAGAGGUUAAGAAUCGAUGAUCAAUUUUCCUUAUGUGGGGGAAACUGUGUUAUUCAAGUUUCUGUUUCUGAGUGUUCUUUCGGACAUCAGUUAAAUUUCGGACAACUGAUUAUUAAAAUAUUGUCGUUAUUCAAAAAGCCCCAAAAACGUAUUUGGAUUGAAUUGCUUCACACCAUUAAAUGCCAAGAUAGUUAUUUGUACUGGGUCACAUGGAUGAACCAAUGGAUGAAGCGGCCAGUGAGGCAGAGGCAGCUCAAUGGAAUCAGCAGCAAAAUCCUCUCCUGAGGCCUGGAAGCAUGGUGUUGAUGACUAUAAGCAUGGAGGACUAUGAGACCCAGUACUGGCCCAAGCUGGAGCAGGCCAUCAGUCAACUGCUGACGCAGACCCCGGGUCACUGUAUACCCAUCUCCUAUGAACAGAUGUACAGCUGCGUGUACAAGUGUGUUUGCAAGCAGUUCUCAGAGAGGCUAUACCAGGAUGUCAUAGAGCACAUGAGCCGCCACCUAGCAACACUCUCACAGGAGCUACAGGCUUUAACUGAUACUCCAUUUAGAUUUCUGGACAGAUUUGCUUCCAUUAUGAACCAGUACUUAACUGCUCUUGGUGGAAUAGUUCCGAUAUUUAAUUAUAUGAAUCGUUUUUAUGUAGAAACCAAAUUGAAAACGGAUUUGAACGAAGAGCUGCGAAAGUUGUUUCAAACCACUGUUGUUGAUACAUAUAUAUCCUUGGUGCUCACUGCAUUAGAAGAAGCCCAUUCAACGCCCUUCAGCGUUCCACCGGCUACAAUGUCAUCCUUGGUGAAAAACUUGUACUCAUUAAGUCCAGAUUACGCUAACAUCAAGCCACACGUAUUUUCGGUGUACAUUCCGAAUAUAUACCCUCCAACAUCUGCCGGACAAUUAGAAGAGUAUAUGAGGGAAACACAGUUAAUACAGCAACAGAUAAAAAGUCGCCCAGACUUUCAAAGCCUUGACAACUCAAACAGUCGAAAGAGGACACAAGAUGACUUGUCUGUAUAGGGGAAACAGAUUUUGCACCAAAAUGAGUACUGUUGCUGCGAUGGAAAUUGUAAUUAGAACAACAAAACAGUCUUUCAUAGCACCCCCUACCAGAGUGCUUACAUCAAAGCUAAGGCUUUACAUUCAACUGAGAUUUUAACAAAGAACCAGAGCUAUUAUUCUGUUUCAACAGAUAUUUAUUUAUAUCCACAUGAGUUUAAAUGGUUCCCUAUAUAAAAAAGUGCACAUGUGCGUGUGUUUUUUACUUGGUUUGACAUAUCUAUUACUUUAUAUGUCAAUAUAUGUCAUUAUCAAUAUAUUGAAAACAAAAUCAAUGUAUGUAAUGUUACUAUGUCGUUAUCAAUAUAUUGAUAAAAAAUCAAUGUAUGUAAUGUUACUGAAAUGUUUUAUGUCUUUUUAAUGGCAACGUGUAUCAUGCAUAUUUGAACCCUGCAGGCAUUUUUUUGUAGCUAUAAUAUCAAGUGAGUGUCAACAGGGAGGGAAUAGUAAACAUGCACGUUUUAGUACAUGUAUGCAGGCAUUGGAUGGAGUGUGCUUCCAUUGUGGAAAUGAACAGUUGUUUAAUCCUUUCAGUGCGGGAACCAAAUUUUCAAGGCCUUUGCAAACAGUUUGGAUCCAGAUGAUCAGGAUCCAAACUGUUUGCUAUUCUGAUAGUAUUCUUUGAAAAAAAUCGAAGAAAAUGCUAAUUUUAGAAAUUCAGCAGACAACAUUUUAGCAGACGACAAAUUUCCCAGCAUGCAAAGGGUUAAUCUGGUGGUAUAUUGCUAUGCGUGAGUCUGCAUCAGAAGUUAAUGUCGAUAAGCUUGAUUUAAAAUUGCAACACAUAUCUGUUAGAAGAUGUAUGAAACUCUAAAUUUGAGCAAUGUCGUGAAGUUUGAUUAUUAAUUGCAACACAAUGCCUUGAAGUUUGAUUAUAAAUUUCAACACAUAAUAGUAGAUGUGUAUGACUUAAGACUUGAAGGUUGUUGCAUUUAUUUGACAUUGCAAUAGUUCACAGUUGACAGUUGGAUUGUGGGACUGCAAGUGUAGGGUAUAUUGUUGAUUUCAAAAUACAACGAUAGAUAAUUUACUGUUGGCGUGGGGGGUCUCCCAAUUCAGUAAAUGUGUUUGAAAGGAUUUGAAACGAUUCAUAACAGGUUAAUGUUGUUCUUACAUGACCCUUGAGCAAGGAUAAUGUUAUAAAAUUGCUAGAGUGUUUGAAACAACGUUUAAUUCUCAGAACCUAUGAUGAAAAAUACUGAUGUAUAAUGUCAUUGACUGUAUUAUCACUUGAAAAAAUAUGGUAAUACAUAAAAAAACUAUAAGUACCUUCAUAAGUCAUACCUUCAUAAGUCUUAAUAAGCUUUAUUUGUAUAUAAAGAACUUUUUUCAUCUUGAUAAACAACACAGAUAACCAAAAUAAUAUAACAAUGUUAACAUCAAUGUAACAGUAUGCUGCAUAAAUGUUUAAAAAUUUACUAUAUUAUUUUAAACAAAGAAUCACACCAAUUUACAUCAUUUGAAAGGGAAAGAGAAAACAUCAGAAAAUAAAGCAUCUUACUUCAUAUUGUUAAACAGUUAUAUUUUGUUAUGGUUUGUCGAUGAACAUGGCCACCAGGGGGACAGGACAUUUUUCCUUAUUUAGCUAUUGUGAAACCUUGUUAACGCUCUAGAAGUCACAUUUUUAGUGCAAUCUAAAUAAAUCUUAGUCACUUGUUCUAAUGACUUCUCGGUUUAUUUGGAAUAUUCUUCUGGUUUGUUGAAAAACAUUACCUCUGGGGUUGGGGCAGUUUUUCUUAUAUACAUGGCUAAAGUGAAAACUUGUUAUGACACAUUUUAUGGCCAAUCUUCAUGAAACUUGGUAAGAUCUUUAUUUGUCCCAAUGAAAUCUUGACUGAGAUUGAAGUUGGGUCUUGUGAGCUCAAACACUAGGCCGCUUGAUCAAUCUCAAAAUCAACAACUUGUUAAUAGUCUAGACGUCACUUUUUUGGUCCAAUGGUCAUAAGUAAGCUCCCACUUUUUCAGAAUAGUCUAGUUCCUUUUGGUGUCAGGUGAGCGCCUUAGAGCCCAUGACCCUAUUGUUUAAACUUUUACUUUAAUUGCGUAAGUGAAAUAUUUUAUCAACAAUAGUUUUUGUAGUUCAAAUUUAAAUGCUUCUUCGUGGUAUUUGAUGUGGUCGGUUUGACAUUUAACUAUUUUUAAUUUUAGUGAAAGCAAUAUUUCCGACAAAUGGUUUUUACACCCAUUAUUUUUAGUAUAAAAUUAUGUUGUUGAGAUCAUUUGGCAAUAUGUCAUAUGUCAUCUUAUGUCAGUGUACAAGGUGGACAUUGAUCUAUCUUUUGUUUCCGAUUAUUCAUGCGUUUAUACAUGUGUGCAUAUAUUGUUAAAAAGGUAUGUAAAUAAUUGUUAAAGAUAUUUGUAAAUUGCGUAUACAUCUGCAGUUACAUGUAUUUGUUAAUAAAUAAAAUAUUAUAUGCAUGCAAUACUGUUUCUCACAUA